Messenger RNA from Notothenia coriiceps (black rockcod), 2237 nucleotides. RefSeq names its product transmembrane protein 42-like. The record is from RefSeq and is a predicted model, not a curated record. Bases 65 to 547 code for a protein of 160 amino acids. NCBI's taxonomy places the organism in Eukaryota, Metazoa, Chordata, Actinopteri, Perciformes, Nototheniidae. The transcript is spliced from 3 exons.
ACCGGAGUGACACGACGUGACACAGAAACAGGAAGUUGACUGUCAGUGGGCUGUCUCCUCUCUGAUGCUGGCCGACUCCUGCCGCAGUCAGUCAGAUAUGAUUUCAGGAUCUUUUUAUGCGGUAUUUGCGGGCUUUUUGGGAGCCACUGCCUCUCUGUCCGCCAAGCUGUCCCUCGGUGCCGAGCACCUGAGAGGGAUGUGCGUGUCCGGGCUCAGCUGGACUCACAUACCCGGAGAGACUGCAGCCUGCGACUGGCUGCUGCUCCCUCUGCGGCUGCUGUGUGCCGGCCUGCUGCUCUCCUGUAACGCUGUCAUGUGGGCCUUCUUCUCCAAGGCUCUCAGACACUGCUCCUCUUCAGCCAGGGCCACGGUCACCACCACUGCGUCCAACUUCAUCUCCUCAGCCAUCCUGGGGAGGCUGUUCUUUGGAGAGAGUCAUGCAGCUCUCUGGUGGGUGGGGAUCUCUCUGACUCUGUGUGGCCUGCUGCUGCUGCAUGAAUCCACGCCUCACACACUCCCACCGAAGGAGGUCAAGAAGCACAGCUGAUGGAGCCGUGAUCCAUGCACGCGGACACUGUUCUUCAGUCACAACUACCUGUGACAAGACUGACGAAUAACGAUGGGAACCCUCAGGGCUCAGUGGUCAUUAAUUGUCCAAAUGCAACACAGUGGCACACCAACAUUCAGACAGACACACAGAGCUGAUGAUUCAUUCAUCAGUCACCAGUUCAGUGCAUAAAGUGCAUUAACUGUUCAUGCAGUUGUUUUGGAAAGGAAACGUCAUUGCACAUCUUGUUUUGGUGGGGUUUGAGAUCAACUUUCUUUCUGAAAUUGGAAUUGAUUAGAUGGCAAGAAUACCAGGAGAGUAGUUUUACAAAUCCCCAGUGUGCCUGUGGGAAAUGAUUCCAAGCACCACAGAGCUGACUUUCAGGACAGCUGGUUCAAAACUUGUUGAUUUGCAUUUUUGAACAAAUAAGUACAUCAGAAUCAUGGGGACUUUUGCUGAAUGUGUUAACGAGAUCUUAUCUGUAUUUGUAUUACAAAUAAAAUGAAUAAAGGAUGCCUGCUUUAUCUACAAGGUCAGAGGAGGGAUCCCUCUCCCAGGAGGGACAGACGUGCAAUGGACGUCGUGGGUAAAUUGAAAAGAUAAUACAUUUACAACAUAGGUAGACCAAAUGCUUGGAAAUGCAUGUGUCUAUAGUAAAGCUAAAGUCCAUGGAGUACUAUAAGUGCCACAAGUUGGUGUUCUUCAUGUGGAUGCUCGUCACAGCAUAACAAAAACAAACAAUGUUUCGUUGCUACAUUUGUGGUUCGUCGCAUCAUGCACCAAGUAUGGUAAUUCAGCACAUAAAGUACUUUGGUGGAUUCCCACGUCAAAAAGAUCUUGUGUGUGCCCAGCAGGGAUGUUCACUACAGAUCAGAAGUUUUGCAGUGUUCACAAAGCAUCUAAACAGUUGUCAUAGCAACAUUAGUAUCGGCCCUAAAGGCAAUGUUAAUAACCCAACAGCACAUCAGGGUUCCCUCAAAGAUGCUUCCGACAUGGACUUAGAUGAGAUGAAUGAAUCUAAAGACCUGUGUGACAUCAUGCAUAAUAUACUGGAAGGUGUCGACAGUAUGAAACAAAGUUGAUGUUGGAAUACUAGAAUGAGAAUGUCUGGAAAACAUACUCCAAUGUACUGGCUUCAUGGAUACAAAGAACCGUCCAUCACACAUACAUCUCUUUCUGGCUUAUUGUUGCACAUUCGUUGUACAUGGGUAGUACAUUCUUUACUAACAUUGUGUGGAUUUAUUCGCUACUGUUGUUAAUAUUAUUUCAAAAUGUAACUCUUAAAGUAUAUAUUGUAACUCCUCAUAGUGUGUUUUUUGACUCUUUAGGAGUUUAUUGUAUGCUAAUAUUGUUAAUCUGAAUGUAUAUGAUUAUAUACAAAUACUCUGAGUGUCAGCAAUAAGUGAAUUUGGAACACUGACUAGUACCUAGCCGGUACUGGAGGGGUUGCAGUGGGUAUGUAGAAAGAUUAAGGAUUGCAUUUUAUUUCCAUACAACUAAACAUCUUUAAAUCAAUGAGCCGUGUUGUUUUGUGCAGAGAAAAUGUAAAACUGUGGCGCAAACAAGCAAAUAAUACAACAUCAGUCCACAAGGGAUGAGGACAACCAGACUGUCCACACGGGCUUUCAUUCGGCUUGAAUGGGCUUCAGUCAUUUUGUUGAGCCACCGUCAAUAAAAGAGUACUAAUUUA